AAAAUGGUGGGUGGAAAUAUCAGUACCCCUUUAAAACCCUAGGGGAACUCCGCUCAGCCCCCGGGAGGCACAGAGAAGCAAUGGGGUGGAAGGCGGCUGAGAAGAUAAUCAAGCAUUGGAAGAUCCUCAGAGGCGACAAUGUAAUGAUCAUAAGAGGGAAGGAUAAGGGCGAGACGGGUAUUAUCAAGCGCGUCAUCCGAUCCCAGAAUCGGGUCAUCGUCGAAGGGAAGAAUCUGGUGAAGAAGCACAUCAAGCAAGGGCAAGGACAUGAAGGUGGAAUCUUUUCCAUUGAAUCUCCCCUUCAUGUUUCAAAUGUCCAAGUUCUUGAUCCAGCUACUGGGAAACCAUGUAAAAUUGGGUACAAAUAUCUGGAAGAUGGAUCUAAGGUAAGAGUCUCUAGAGGAUUAGCAGCAUCUGGAACCGUAAUUCCUCGCCCAGAGAUACUAAAAGAAAGGAGAAAACCAAGACCAAACAUUGUUGGCCCCAAGGAUACACCAAUUGACCUUGUACUAGACAAAACAUAUGAUGCUAAAAGUGGAAUAGGCAUGCCUGAUCUUUAAAGUCCCCCAACAAUCCUUCAAGAUUUUGGCAGGAUCAAAUGACUACGGCAAUAUCCUUGGGAGAAGUUCCUGCUACUGUGAUGUCUAAAAUCUUCAAUGUUACUUAAG
Messenger RNA from Musa acuminata subsp. malaccensis (wild Malaysian banana), 668 nucleotides. RefSeq lists its product as uncharacterized. Gene Ontology annotation, biological process: translation. Gene Ontology annotation, cellular component: mitochondrion; ribosome. Gene Ontology annotation, molecular function: structural constituent of ribosome; RNA binding. The record is from RefSeq and is a predicted model, not a curated record. NCBI's taxonomy places the organism in Eukaryota, Viridiplantae, Streptophyta, Magnoliopsida, Zingiberales, Musaceae.